AUGUUUACAUCCACUCCUAAAAUUAAACCUUAUCAGUCAUUACUAUAAAACUCUCUCUAACAUAAACCUAUCUAAUAACCUAUUUUCGCUGAAAUUACACCAUCUACACCUUAAAAAUUUAAUAUGUUGAAGAAUCUCAAAGUUCUCAAUGUCUCAUCCUAACCUAUUGAAAAUAGUUUUAGAUCCAGUAAUGCUAAAAGAACAUUAACAUAAGAUAGUCCUUAAAUUAAUAAAGAAAAUGCUAAUUUAAGAUUUGAUUAAGCCUCAACUUAAAUUGAAAUUUAACUUAAACAUUACAUGAAAGAAAAUAAAAAACUAUCUGAUUUAGUUACUAAAUUAACUAAAGAAAAAUAAGAAUUAAUAACUUAAAUUUAAAAUACAGAUUUUAAUAUUAUUAAAUAAAGAGUUGAAAGAUUAGAAUCUGUUAUUGAUCAUUAGACUGAUGAGAUUGAAGAUUGGAAAAAAAAAUAUAAAGAUGUUUGUUAAAAUGAUCCAAGUUCAUCUAUUAUUGAUAAUAUGGUAUUCUAAUUAUUAAAUAAUAGGAAACUCAAAUGGCAGAAAUACUCAAAGAAAAUGAAAGACUAAAUAAACUCCAAUUAAAUUAAGUUUAAAAAAUUGAAAAUUUAGAAUAAAUAAUCAAAGACUUAGAAUAUAAAAUUACUGAUUAGAACAAUUAAAUUAUUGCUUAUGAAGAAGAAAGAAUAAAUUUCAAAGAAAAAGGAACAAAUCAGCUAGAACAACCAAAUAAUACAAUUAAUUCUAACUUUUUAGAAUACGCAACACUUAUUGAAACAGUAUGAAAUAUAGAAUUUAUUAUAGAAAAUUGCAGACUUAACUAAAUUCGAACAUGAGAAUCAAUAAUAAUACGAAGAUUUAAAAUAGUAAUUUAAUACUCUUCACACUAAAUUGAAUUAAAUGAAUGUGAAAUCCUCUAAUUUAGAAUAACUUACUACUGUUUUAACUGAAUUGAAAAAUAAUGUUAAAAAUUAGAAGUAUACAUGA
Messenger RNA from Paramecium sonneborni, 1002 nucleotides. The record is from the annotation of a GenBank genome assembly. Lineage: Eukaryota; Ciliophora; Oligohymenophorea; Peniculida; Parameciidae.